Molecule: messenger RNA, 3121 nt
Organism: Platichthys flesus (European flounder)
Lineage: Eukaryota; Metazoa; Chordata; Actinopteri; Pleuronectiformes; Pleuronectidae
Gene: cnga1a
Product: cyclic nucleotide gated channel subunit alpha 1a
Exons: 8
Coding region: 412-2535 (707 amino acids)
Biological process (GO): potassium ion transport; monoatomic cation transmembrane transport
Cellular component (GO): intracellular cyclic nucleotide activated cation channel complex; plasma membrane
Molecular function (GO): cGMP binding; intracellularly cGMP-activated cation channel activity; intracellularly cAMP-activated cation channel activity
Source: RefSeq, a predicted model, not a curated record
UCAGGAAAAUUAGAGCGCGUUGCAGUUCAAAAACUAAAAGUGAACACUGAAAGGUUUCCAGUCUUGUGGAUCCAUUCUAACCAGUUUAUUGAGGUUCGUCCAAACUAUGGUUGACAGUUUAUCCCUCACUGCUGCGGACUUACAAAGCUGGAUGAGUGACUAUGCUUCACCUCUUCUCAGCCAAGUCUAAUCCACAAAUCCUUAUCAGGGUCACUGAGACUCUAUGACACAGGCAGACUCAAUGCUUGUAGGUGUCUGGCAGCAUGUUAUUAUUAUUAGCAUCUGAUAACUGAUGCUAUAAAUCUUCUUCUGCGGUGAGAGGCCAGAUUCCAGAUCCUAAAAGAAAACUACAGGAGGGGCAAAGCUAAAUGUGCUUUACGUCACAUUAACAGGAGGAAAAGAUCUGCUGCCAUGACCACCCCAGCAACCCAUCACCACCUCACUGUGGCGCCUCACCCUGCAAAGCGAAUCCCCUCUGACAGCAGAGAGGACGAGAUACCUGCACUUCAACCAAACCCUCACUGUCUGCUCAACGUGAACAACAGCAACAACAGCGAGGAAAAGAAGGAGAAUGAGGAAAAGGAAAAAGAAAAAGAAGAGGAAGAAGAAGAAGAGCAGGAAGAAGACAAAGAGGAAGUAAAUGAAAAGGAAAAGGAAAAAGAUGAAGAAAAGGAAAAGGAAGAGGAAAAAGAAAAAGAAGAGGAAAAAGAAAAAGAAAAAGAAAAAGAAAAAGAAAAAGAAAAAGAAAAAGAAAAAGAAAAAGAAAAAGAAAAAGAUAAAGAAAAACCCAAAGAAUUCUUUGUCAUUAAUCCUGCUGGGAAUCUCUAUUACCAUUGGCUGUUAAUCAUCACCCUGCCAGUCAUGUACAACUGGGUGACGAUCAUAGCCAGGGCUUGCUUUGAGGAGCUGCAGGACAACUACUUCAUGUACUGGAUUGUUUUGGACUACACCUCCGACCUGGUCUACCUGGCUGAUAUGUUCUUCAGGCUCAGAACAGGGUACCUGGAACAAGGUCUAUUGGUGAAAGAUGAGAAGCUGCUGCGGGAUCGCUACAUCAGCAGCUUCCAGUUUCGCCUCGAUGUUGUCUCCAUGCUGCCCACAGACGUCUUCUAUAUCGUCCUGGGCCUCAACUACCCGGAGAUCCGCAUCAACAAGCUGCUGAGAAUCGGGCGCAUGUUGGAGUUCUUCACGAGGACAGAGACCAAAACCAAUUACCCCAACAUCUUCCGCAUCGGGAACUUGAUCAUGUACAUCCUCAUUAUCAUCCACUGGAACGCCUGUUUCUACUUCUCCUUCUCCAAGUAUAUUGGUUUUGGGGCCGACGACUGGGUUUACCCGGCUCUGGAUGAUCCAGAGCAGCCUGCGUUUGGACUGCCCAUGAGGAAGUAUGCAUUCAGCCUCUACUGGUCCACAAUGACCCUGACCACCAUCGGAGAAAUGCCACCACCAGCUGUGGAUUCAGAGUUUUUCUUCCAUGUGGCCGACUUCUUAGUUGGAGUCUUGAUUUUUGCCACAAUUGUAGGAAACAUCGCCACCAUGAUCUCCAACAUGAACGCUGCCCAAGCCCAGUUUCAGUCCCGAAUCGACAACAUCAAGCAAUAUAUGCGGGUUCGAAAAGUCAGCUCGGAGCUCGAGCUGCGAGUCAUCAAGUGGUUUGACUAUCUGUGGAACAAUGGUAAGGCGCAGGAUGAAAAUGAGGUGCUGCGGUACCUCCCAGACAAACUAAAGGCUGAAAUUGCCAUCCAGGUCCACAUGGCGACGCUAAAAAAGGUUCGUAUUUUUGCCGACUGCGAGGCUGGCCUGCUCAUCGAGCUGGUGCUCAAGCUGCGGCCUCAAGUCUUCAGCCCCGGAGACUAUAUCUGCAAGAAGGGCGACAUUGGGCGCGAGAUGUAUAUCAUCAAAGAUGGGAAACUGGCAGUCGUUGCGGACGAUGGCGUCACGCAGUUUGUUGUCUUGGGAAGUGGCAGCUAUUUCGGUGAGAUCAGCAUCCUCAAUAUCAAAGGCAGCAAAGCAGGGAACAGGCGGACAGCCAAUAUCCGCAGCAUCGGAUACUCAGACCUCUUCUGCCUAUCCAAGGACGACCUGAUGGAGUCUCUGACCGAGUAUCCGGAUGCUAAAGGCAUGCUGGAAGACAAAGGCCGGCAGAUCCUCCUGAAAGACAAUUUGAUCGAGCUGGACCCCGCUAACAUUUUGCCUGAGGUGCAAGAGCUGGAGGAGCAGGUCAACAGAUUGUAUAGCACUAUGGAUUUGAUGCAGACAAAGCUGAAAAAGAUUCUGGGAAAUUACAAGAGCGCAGAUAAAGCUCUGAGAUACCGCAUCACAGACCUGGAGCGCCUGACGGGAGAGGAGGUAGAGGACGAGGAUGACGAGGAAGAGGAUGUAAGAGAGGACGAGAAGGCAGUGACAGGGGAGACGAAGGAAGAGGAAAAAGCAGAAGAGGAGGAGAAAAAGGAAGACGAACAAAAAGGUGAAGAGGAAAAAACAGAGGAAACUAAAGAUGAAGAUGGAAAGAGUGAUGAGGCAAAAGAAGAGUGAUAAAGCCUCUACAGCAGAGAAAUAAUAAUCCACAACUCUUAAAAAAAUAUAUUAUGUAGCCACAAAAAAUUAUUUCUUACUGAAUUUGCUACUUGAGACUGAUCAUUAAAACAAACUCUAGAGAUGAACGGGAAACUUGCUGGGACUUAAAGUGCUUUUUCAUUGAAUGCAUAUGUACAUUGUGAAAUUAAAGUAUUGCCAAUGACAAUACUGACAUUGAGUUCAAAUAAAGUUUUGUCGUCAUUUGUCCUUUAUGUUGAACAUAGAUUUCCACAAGUUGUGUGCUGACAAAGCUACUGCUGUUCCCAGGCCUGCAGUAAUCACUGCUGGCCACACGGGGAUAGUAAAGGAUUAGCAGGUAAACACAUGACACACAGUCACUCUGCAGCGUGUGUUAUGAGUCAUGGAAGCCUUGAAAGAACUUCAGAGGCUCUGUGGCUGCUGCACAAUCUGAAAAUAACCAAAUCAAUAACCAAUCACGCAAUUGUAAUGGGGUGAAAAAAGAAGAUUGAAGGAUAAAAGCUAGAAAAGUAAAAAACUUGGGGGUAAGUGAGUAGGGAGGUGGUCAGCUUGAAUUUGAUCUUAG